AUGCUUGUGGGAUCGCAUAAUUUCGUAUCCGGCCCUCGAUCAUAUCUUCAGAAGUCCGUCAGUAGCUCAUGGCAGCCAUUCUCCAAGUGCCCAUCGACGAAAGCAGAGCGAAAUGCAAACUUUUCCUCGGGCACUCUUAAGGAAUUCGAGAAGUUUAGGGUGCCUUCAAUACAUUCGUUUGCCAGAGAUGCAUUAUACACGCGAUCAUCACCUGCUCUCUGGCUGUCCACUUAUAAGAACUGUCUAGAAAAUCUGCGGGUCGAACAAAACGCAUCAGAACGCUUUCGAAUCCUUUCUAAAAAUCUGGCCAGCGAAACUGCAGAACAAACUGACAUCGCACAGGCCGACAGCAAGCGUCAUUUGGGUAAAUGGGUUUUACUAUUUUAUUUUGCGUUUCAUUAGCUAGGGAUAAAGAUGUUUCUGUGGGAAAAUUGGCCGAUUUUUAAGGAUAUUAUUAGGCGUUAGAUUAACGGGAAUGUUUCGUAAAAAAAGGUUUUUUAAACGGCCUGCAGCUAUUUAGAAUUCAAUUGGAUUCGUUAGAUGACACUUAGAAAUCAUUAAAAAACACUUAAUUUGGAAAACGGCCCUAUUUUCGUAAUGGCGAGUGAAAAAAAUGAUAUAAACUAUCCUCUUGGUACUAGAUUUAGGAGCUUUGUUUGCAAUGGGUAAAAUCAUGUUUCACUUAGUCAGCAGACCAUUUCUAAAGAGUGAAUUCCGUCAGAAAAUCUAGAUUUGGCUGUCAAUCUGUUUGAAUAGCAGUUGUUAUUGGGCUGAAACUAGCGUAAUGUUAGGCAUAAUUUUGAUGCAACCGUGGGAUAUUAGGACAAUUGCGCAAUGCAAAUUGGUACACCUGUCAUUACCUUACGAUUCAUGGCCCUUCAUUUAUUUAUGUCCAGUUUAAAUAAUUCAGACCAUUAGCAAUGAUACAUAAAGAAAUAUUUAGGGAAAUUUACACGUUGCAAAGAUAGAAAAAUCGUCCUGUUUGGAGGGGCACAUACUUAUCAUGCACAACUACGAGAGAUAUCAUAAUGUCCAAGUGUGGUAUGAUCAAAUUUUAUGGAAGUUGAGAAAUCACCAACAUGAACGGAAUGUUCUUUGACCCCAUUCAUAGUUCUGUAAUCUACCCUUAGAUACUUCCUCCUAAUGAACAAAAGUAGCUACUUGACAGCAAAAGCGUAAUUUGAUAAAAAUGCUAUGUCCUGAAUAAUAUCAGGGCGAAGGAAGCCAAGUACUUUUUUUCCAAGAUUUUGUCCCCUUGCGUAAUAGGAUUAGGAAGCCGCACCUCCCUCAUUGCUACAUGUUUUGCAUGUGAGUUGCAAAUCUUUCGCUUAAAAGUCCUGUUCAUUGAUCAUCCAAUACCUAAGUGCAGACCACUUAAUUUUUAUUACGCAAACGGAUCUAUUGGCAGCCAUUUUUGCUCUCUUAAUCUGACUCGCUGACGACCUCACGAAAUUCAAAAUGAUACUCCCAGCAUACUAAGCCUCGUGGGUCACAGUUGCCGUAUUUUGAGCCAAAAAGAGAUGUCAAGGUCAAUCUGAAGCAAAAGAAGGUGUUGACUAUCAUUAUAAACUACGCUGCAUUUAAUUUUCUGUCCUGAACAGCGGAUUUGUUUGCGUAGGCCAAUACUAGACUCAAUAAGACAGUUUUGGCGUUUGCGAGUAUUACUGUUCGAAAUACGUUCACAAUUUAAUAUACUUUAAGCAAUAAUAAUUUGCCGGAUCCACAUGAGGAACUUGUCCGUUAGUCUUUCUUAAUAGUGGCUAUGUAGCGUCUAUAUUUGUCAAGGCCCGUCAUUAAAAUGAUUAAACUGUUGUCCGUAAUGUGCGAUCAUAUAAUAUGGUUUUAUGUAAAUGAUACAUCAAAAGAUUACGACACUUCAAGUGCGAAGUUGAAUACCAAAGAACUUGCGAAUCUCUUUUAAUGAAGACGACUUUUCGGCGGGAAUACAGUGUCGCAACACUUAGAAUUGUCUAUCCCCCACCAGCCUGUCUUACGGGCGGACUACUACUACUACCACUAAUACUACUACUACUACCAUCACCACUACUACUGCUACUACUACCACUACUACCGCUGUUACUACUAAUACUACUACCACUGGCGGGAAUACAGUGUCGCAACACUGAAGAAAACUUUUUCCCCCGUCUACCACCACUGAUACGGCGAAUACUACUAAUAAUCCUACUAUAAGUACUACUACUACCACCACCGCCACCACGGCUGCCAAUGCUACUCUACCAACGCUUACAGUACGGGUAACUAACUGCAAUAAUACUAGCAUCAGUAACGGAGUGUUGCGACACUGGUAUCCAACCGACUUGUCUAACAUCGAACAAACGGUUUAUUUGCGAGAAUUUUGAUGCUAAUAUGGAAGUUCAUUGUGAGUGGUAAGAAGACAACAACAAGAGUCAGGACAUUUAUGAGAGGAUACAGUUAACGUUGGAAGUCGAUAAAGGAAUAGCAUCGAAUGGCAUAAGAGUGUGGAACACUUCCAGCGCUUACUGAUUGAUAUCGCCAAUGUGUUCGAUCGGUGCGAUCCUUCUUAGCAGCAAUGGGACCUACGAAAUCCGUUAAUAAUAUUUAUACACCGUCCACGAUAUCAAUAACCAAGUAAUGCGAAGAGCCAAAUAAUAUUACAGAUGUGCUUAUUUGGAUGUGAGUUUGCGCAAAGCCCUCCAAAAAUGCAUGUUGUGUAACCAAGGUGAUAAUAUUGGUCAAUAGACUACUGCGACACUACGAACUAGAACAGGAAGGGGUAGCUUUUGACAUCAAUCUCAUGCAGUCAGUGUUUGUCGUCCAUUUGGCUAAGCCUAACACACUGUUUAAGAAGCAGGAAUUUAAACGGAUGGGUUCAAACAAAUGCGCGCAUGCGAGUGUGCACAUGCGUGCUUUGUACGGGCAUUAAACUGGGAGCGUACACAGGGCAUUUAAUUAUCCGUGUUUUGACAAUGGUAUAGGAACCGAAAGAGAGUGUGAAAACAAAUCUCUACUCACAAACCGGGCUGCUAGCGGUAACAAUAACGCUUCCUUUAAUGGUCUGAGAAAAGUUAGGCUAAAUAGACAGUAAAAUUACAAGUUUUGAAAACAAAGACGAUGCAAAUUAUCAUUUUUUCUCCAUGCUGUGUAUUUUGCACAUAAAGACAAAGAUGAGUAGAGAAGAGCAAACAUACGUGUUACUGGGCUUAUUAGAAGACAGAGUUUUCCUUAUGCGAACAACAGAUUUUACAACCAUAUUGGGUAACAAACUGCAGACUUGUGAUGUUGACUGCAUGGUGUAUGUAAGGCUCGUGUGGCUGGUUUUUAGCGGAAGGCUGCUAGGACUCAAACGGUUGAUAUACUUGGUUGUAUGCGUCAUAAAUAUAAUGGAAUUUUGAGCCGUGGGCGCAACCGUAAUUAUACCACUAUGGAAAAGUGAAAGAAAAGUCCCCUUAAUAGGGGCUCGUAAGGCCAGGUAGGGGAGGCCUAUAACAAGAUUAGGCAGUGCUAUCCAUACCAUCCAAGAAAGGGCUUGAUUUAAUUGUGUUCUUUUUGUCGAGUGGACUAAUUCAGUAUGUCCGUUGGUAAACUCAGUCAAGGGAACGCACUGCUUAGAACUCCUGCCACGUUAACAUUGCAGAUAAGAUAAAAAGAACAUUUUCGAGGGCGAAUUACCUACAUGAUGUUGCUUCAGGUUGAUCAUAUUAGAAGUUAUGAGGAAGUAAAAGACAUGAUGCCAUUAUUUAUUAAGGUCCAGAAAACUCAACCGAAUUGCCAUAUAAACAUGUGGGAGAUUGAAAACAUCCUGCAGUUACACUUGCGAAUUCUUGAGUUGGUGAAACCUGAGGGAAUAUGCCGGCUGAAAACGUGAAAAUCUGCCUUAAGACUGCAGUAUUCGCAUCCGAUGAUAAGGGUGACCACAUUUUCUAACACGAUGCUCGCUAAUUGACAUUUUGCGAAGAUUGGAUCAGCGCCCAUGCGGUAGUGUUUCGAUUCUAGGUGCGUUCGGUCGGGCUGUGAGAGAGUAUGGUUUGUUUAAUCGAUGAAUAUUAUAUUCCGGUCAAAAAAUGUCUUCUUUUCGUUAUAAAUUGGCCUGAAUCAUAAGAACUUAUGAUAACUGAGAUAUUUUUGGACGAAACACUCAGUACCGUUGUGUCAACUAUGGUCUAUGGCAUUUGAUUCUCGGGGAAACUGAAACGCGUUCUGCGCCUGGACUGUCAAGCCUCUUCACAUACUCACGGCUAAUUUAAAGUGUCCAUUUUCAGAUCACAAGGAUCUAUCCAUCAAAUUCUGUGAGAGCUAACUUGUUUAUAUUUAAUUCUUAGUUAACAUCAUUGGGCUUCCAAACCGCUGCGCAUAUUUACUCUGCCAUCUCAUUCCCUUACUGCCUAUCAUUGUUUCCCAUAUUUCACAAUUUUCCGAGCCCUCGUCCUUUAAGGUAACCAGUUGCUGACUAGAUUUUGACCAAGAUGAACUCUACCUUUUGUCUAAAGCCACGAAACAUUGUAACUAUUCCGGAUAUCAUUUCGCGUAUAAGUAUUAAUUUAAUAAAAUCCACGAGGUUUUGUGGAAAAGUCGUCAUUUUGUUAUUGUAGGGUGUUUGAUCUGAGGCUGAGCACGUUUUUUGACUCCUAUGGGCUCUCCUCAGGACGCUGUGUUUUUAAGAUAUCAACAUAAAACUGAACAUACUGUGUGAUUGCGCCAUCUAACUGGAGGAUCGAUUACCGCAUAUAUUAAAUGAUAAAAUGCGCACAAGAGACAAUUAUUUGCCUGAGUGAGAUGUGUUGACCGAUAGAUUUUGGUAGAUUAUGGCUUUAUGUUCCCUUUAUAAUUCUCAACGUAUGUUCAGUCUAUAUUUUUCAGAAAAGCAUCUGCACAGGAACGAAUUUUUCUACUCGGCAUUUUCAGUAACCCUUACGUUUUUCAGCAACUCAGUAGCAAUGUGCUGUUGUGAAAAAUUUUAGUUUUGGAUUUACAGUUUUCUGCUUUGUUGCUAUUGGGCCCCUCCCAGGAAUACCGACUAUCAAAUGGGCAACAAAUUGUUCUGAAUUCACGAAUAAAGUAAAUCCAACAAGAUGCAUUUGUUUUCUUACGGUCUUGCGAAAUCAUCCAUUGACCGCUGACCUCACGCUACAGAUUCCAGGGCCCCUCAAAUUUGAGGUCAUGGAGUCACCAAUGUUGACCUCAAUUCAGGUCUAUUGUUCCGUUGCCAUUGAUUGUACUCGCGAUGAAUCUUUUGUGAUCUUGUGGUAAUAACAACAAUUAAGACAUACGCCAUCUUCUGGUACUAAAAUAAAACAUUCGAGUUUUUGGAUAAGUGCAUAGCACGCCCAUCUACCCAGAAGCAUACUAGGCUUAGUGUGAGCAAUGUAGGCGAAGGUGUAAUCACCUGAAAAACGGAGGAAAUGAACUCCCGUGUUGUCGUUGCCAGUUGGCUUUCUGAGCAGAUUAUUCAAGUAAUUGAUCGUAAGGCUAAAUCUCAGGGUUAGGUUUGCUUUAUUAUGUCAUUUAGGUUUCAUUUAUACGAACAAAAUUGAAAGAUCUGCAAGCCAUACCCAGCGCAGGUUUUGAUGUUUUCUGAAGGUGCUUCCAUGUACACAAAAGCAUGUGACUAAAGAGCAUUUUUACGACAAUUUCCUGUCACCCAUUCAGAUAUAAUAUGAAAAAUGCAGUCACUUACAUAAUCGUAACUUCUUCCAACCUAUCCGUUUGCUAAUGAGUGAGUAGUGGUGUAAAUAUAUGCUUCAAAAUUCGACGUUCAGAAGCACCAAAAAUCGACAUUUACAGAGUAAUUUCCACUUAUACAUGGACGGAAAAAUUUAGUAAGACCCGAAACGCACUGAAUCCUUCAUGAGAGCACCUAAUAAUUAUGCUCAUAGGCUGCAAAGAAAUGGUUCUAACCACUUUAAAUCUUUCACUUUUCAUUCGAUGUGUACGGUCGUUGACUGGCUAUCGGUGGUUUUUGAGAGCAACUUAAAACCCCGCGUAAGUCGUCGAGUAUUCCGUGGUUUGAAUAGCACCAUUCAUGUACAUCGUUCCUGGCAACUGCAAAUAACCCAUACUCGUUAACUGGGCGUCAAACUGUCCCCAGUUUUAUAUCUAGGCUACGGACUGAACAAAAGAUCAGAACGGUGUAUCGUCGGAAGCUAAUAUGAAAACGUUCGUGCCGUUGUGUUUUUCUACUUUUGUUGCCUGAGACUAGACUCUAAAUUAUAGUCCCAAGAACAUGCACAAAAAUGUAGUGUCUCGACCCUGCCCAGCUUUUACACUAAAGAGAUCGUCCAGAGGGCAGGACAAAGCUCUGGGUUGUCUGAAAGGCAUCGCUACAUCGACUCAGGAAGUAAAGCAUUUGAGGUUCGUGGUUUAGUCCUGUCUGGAAGAACGUUUAAUGAUGCAACAUUUUCCUUUUUUUCCAUAGAAGAUCGUAGUUACGAGCGCGAUGCUCGUCGGACUUCCUACGCAAGAACCUUUGUCCAAUUUCGGAUCGCUUUGGUUUUAGUAAAAAUAUUCGCCGAAUUUAAAGACGCCAAAAAUUGCACAACCUAGGAAAAAUUCAUUUUGACAGGAAGCCUAAUAAAACAAAAUUAAAAGCGGGAUUCGAUUGAGUAACAACCCGACAAAUGUGUGGCAUCGCGUCGGAUAUCGCACUACACUUCACGCUUAUGAUCCUAAAAUCAGGAAUAUAAAUAAUGUAUAGAAGUAGAUGAUCUUGUUAUCUUUUACAAAUAAAAAGAAAUACCAAGAAAUGACCUCAGCCAUGAGGAUAACAUUACGGCAUCAGUAAAGAGGCUUAAGGAAACCUGCCAAGUAGGUCUUGCAUGUUUCUCGGCGACAACUGUUCGAAUUUUUUUCGUUUUGUAGAAAACCGUGUGAUCGACAUUCACUUCGGCCUGGGCGAACUCGAAUGGGAAUCCAGACUGAACGUUGAGGAAUGGCAGAAACUGGAUAGACAAAAACGAUCACUAGAAAAAUUAUUUGAAAAAACCGAUUUGCAGGCUCAAAUCGCGCAAGAGUGUCUUUACUACCGUGAGAAACGACAGGACGUUGAUUUGGUUCACGAUGUUGCCGAGAAGUCACUCUUAGCGGUAAGAAUAACGCCUUUAUAUAUUUCUGGAUAGCACGUGAGAUUUCUUUUAGCUUGUCUAAUAGUGAAAAAAUGUGUUUCUGAUUCCGACCUCCGUAACGAGACAAAGAAUACCCUUAACAAUACCCCACGUAUCCCUUCUGCAGCACGCAGGAUUGAGGCAAAGAGUUUUGGCUGUUUCCAGCGUUGAUUCGUGGUACUUCAGAUUUGCGCGCCUCGCUCUUAGAUUUGGCUCUCCCAGACGAUGGGUGUCUUAGCUUGCGGCCUUAGUUUUCACGAAAGUGGGUCACACCUGCUGUCUCGGGUCGAGGUACCCCAAGACGCAAGAAUUCAUUUGCAGGUGCGCGGGGAAAGUCUCGAUGAUAUCCCUGUAACAGUGUCACUUUCCGUUUUGUCCAUGAGCACUUGUAGCAACGUCGUUUAAUAGCCGUUGUGUGGGCGCCUGUCAGCAUCGUGGUCAUAACAUCGCAAUUGUAUCUGUCUCAGCAUGGAGUGAGCAGGGAAGAUGUCGUUUCUUUCCGGGAUCUCAAUGCCGGACAUCCCUUCUAACUACUCCACAUUCAGUGUUCUCCGGAGGCUGCUGAGGUGAAAUAGCUGAUUGUUCUUCCUUGUCUUCCAUAUUUCCGCCCCUGAGUCGGAGGGUUGCCAGAGCAACAGCUACGUUCGUCGUCACUUUUGCAUUGAGGAGGAUGCCGCAGUGAUUUCAGACGGAGUGCUUUUAGCUGGCCGAAGGUUUGGCUAACUUUCGUGAUCCGAUUUGUACCUUCGUCGCAGAGCCCGAUAUUUCUUGAAAUCAUACCGCGCAAAUGGACAAAUUUUGUCUACAAAUUCCGGGCAAGUUCCGUUCAUGCUGAUUAAAGGCUAGUUGUGCUCAUCAUUUGAUGGUGGCUAAUGCAUGACUACCAUCUUCGUGUUUAUGAUCAGGCCGAAGUUUGUGCAGCCAGAGACUGGGAGGUCCAUGUUCCUUUACAUGUCCACUUCCGCUACGAUGUCGAGCGAACAAGAAGAUCAUGAAUAGCGGUCACGGAGACUCAUGUGGUUUGCCUGUGUACGUAAAAUAUCAGACAGUUGUUCGUCAGUACGGCAGGCGAUGUUGGUUCCUGGCAGCUCCUCACAAUAGACUUCAUUCAGCGUUGAGGAGCAUGCGAAAUUGAAGAGGGUGGGAACAAGCACACAACCCUGCUUUACUUCAUUUGCUAGCGCGAAUGCUUCCCAGACUGCCCCUGUCUGUGACGCGUGCCGCCAUACCGUCGUGUAAUUGGCUCACUAUCUUCAUAAAACGUUCCAUACAUCCUAACUUCGACUUGGUUUUCCGGAGUCCAUAGCGGUCGACCACAUCGAGCGUCUAUGUUAAAUUUGCGAAAAUGGUAUAGAGGUUGGUCCUCGUUUUUUGGUAGGCUGGCAGCGAAAGCCAUGUCGAUGUUUCUGCACUUCCCUGCCCGUGGCUCAAUGGUAGAGCGUCAAACUCCAUGACCAAAGAUCCCGGGUUCGAAUCUCAAGUGAUCCACGCUUGGGGUUGGGUAUGACUGGCUGAUGACGGCUAAUGAGCCAGAAAUGGCCAUUCCGGUCUCCCUUGUCUUUGUCGGCUCCAUCUCAUCUAUGUCUACUACUAGUCGCUGUGCGACUGCCUGCGAGGGUUCUAGUAUGAGCCCCAAGGCACAACGGAACGAGCAUGUUCCGUAACCUGAUCGGUGAGCGCCCACUAUCAUAAUAUAUAUAUAUACAUAUAUAUAAAACUGUGGUUCCCGAGAUCGCCUUUUCUUCUCAAUAUAUAUAUAUAUAUUGGCUUUUAGAGAGGAUUUUUUGCCUCCGGUGAAGAUGUGGGCGAUUGGGCGAGACGUAACCAAAGAAAACGCUUCUGGUUUUGAGGAAAUAGAUGACUCGGUGAUAGUCACAGAGUUGUCUGCUUCUUUUGCCAUUGUAUGUAAAGACCAUGAUGGCACCCAUAACGCAUUCAGAAAUGUACUUGUAGCAACAUCUCCUAAAAUAGCUAAGCAAGUUCUUUCAUGAGUUGUGACUUCUAGAUUACAACUGAGGGUGAGUUAGCGCACAGACCUUUUCGACUGGCCAUUUGGUCCACAAAUUUAUAGCGAGAGUGGACGGUCGACGUUUGAUAGCUUUUCCGCUGACUGUAGAGGGCUAAUUGAGGACGUCUCUGAAGUGCUCAGCCUAGAGCUCCGGAAUUUUCAAUACCUCCGUUGGGGGAAUUUAUUCAUCGAGACGGGUAGUGGCAAAGUCGCCCUGAUUUGUGGUCGCAAACCGCCUUAACGGAAAAGAGAAAGUUCGUCAUUUUGUUGCGGUCUGCAUACCUUUGAAUUCCCUCAAUCUUGAGAGCCAUCCUAACCAUUUGCAUCUCCCUGAUUCGUUGCGACGUCAGGCUUCGACAUCGAAAGAAAGCCGCCAUGUCGACCUCGAGUCCAUGAGUGGCGUAAGUCGCGUAUAGCCUACCCUUUUGGAAGAGCGGAUUGCGGACCUCCUUGUCAUUGCCAUCGAACCAGUCCUUCAGGUGACGGCGUGCACGACUGAGUACGUCUGGAGUAGUGAAGUGGAUGACAGUCGGCAGUUGAUUUCAUUUCGUCCUAAAAACGGUGCUCGUAUCUGGAGCUUGAAUUUGAUCCAGACGGAAAGUCAGGCGAUUGCUAGAAUCUAACUGGCCGUCUGCCAUAUCCAGUAAUAUAGUAUUUAGCUUACCUAGCGUACGCUUACCUCGCGGACGCCUGUGGGGUAGCAGUUGCUAUCUCAUUCGGGAAACGACGAGACAGUGGUCCGUCAAGCAGUGUGAACUACACAUUACAUUGGUCACUAGCAUAUCGCGGUCACACCUCGGAUGUGAACGCAGUCCAGCAGAUGCCAGCGACGCGAGUGAGUGUGCAUUCACGUCGCUUCCUCAUGCAUCAGAAGACAGAAGGAGGCGUUGACCGAGGAAAGACUGUGUUUCGCACAGGCCUGCAGGGGAAACAACCGUUUACGUUUCAAUAGCCGAUCCCAUGAUGACCGAGCACUCCCUCCCGGGCAGCAUGGUCUGUGCUGACGGGGGUAUUGAAGUCACCAAUGUCAGUAUGUCAGUCACUAGGAAAGCGCGCCCGCCCUCGUUGAACUUGUUCUUCAUGUCACGAUUGGUCAUUGAGUGGAGGGCGUAGGCACUGACGACGGUAGUUAAUUUGCUCCUGCUAAGAGGCAGAUAGUGUAAAGUCGUGAGACGUUCACACGGGAGUUCUGUGGCAAGCAGAGUAUUUCUCCCACGACGUCGCUCCUGAUGGUGAAGGCGAAUUUGGUGCCAUAUGGCUCUGUUUCUGGACGUCCGCUCUAGACAUCCUCAUCUGAUCCAGCCCGUCGAUAAAGAACGAUAACUGAAGUGCGGCCACUGUGCUGAUCAAGGUCUUGUGGAGCCACAGAUGACAUUGGGUUGGCCAUUUCUGACUUAUUUUCUGUAGUCAAUAUAGUCCUACCCGAUCUAUUCAUACGCAUUUGCCGGUAUAGCAGAAAUAGACUGCAUCCCAACUGGUGCAUCAGACUUCAAAGCUUCCUCCUUACUGCAGAAAUAACCAACCCUGUCCUUGUGGUAUACAAACUAGACGCACAAAGUUUUUGUCGGUUUGUAGGUAAUAACCAAAUUCAAUUAAAAAGGCAAAACAUCACCAUUCUACCUGUAGAUGAAGGUUCCUUCCCGAUCACGGAAGAAUGUUGUCAGUGUUAAAAUGCAGAUUCGAAACGUCCAUUUACAACGUAUUAAAACACCUCAUUACCCCCCCCCCCCAAAAAAUAUACCGAACCAGUUCUUUCCAGAUCCCUAAAAUAGGAUAAACCAACAAUUGUCAAGAUAGAUGCAAUUUUUAAUUUUCACAAAGGCGACAUUUCGCUGCGGCCGAUUGUGUUUAAUUGGUGCAAAUCGCCUUCUUUUACGUCUCGUCGGACAGAAGGAAAGAUUAAUGCUAAACAUCCGAGUUAUUCCUCUGAAUGCUAACUCUGUAUGCAACUUCUGAGUUAUUUAUGUCACCGGCGCCUUUAGCUCCUCCAGUAAGCUUCUGGUUCAAAAGUAAAGGUUUUGAAGUAUUCCUCAUCAAGACACGUAGUUUCAUGCCGAAUUUAAUGGCUAAGGCCAUUUCUAAGACAAUUUCAUCGUUUGACUGUUCUAAGAUGUCCACGAUGUGUUUAUGCUGUUGUUUAGGUGACAAAACUACAUAUGGAGCUUGCAGUUUAGACCCAGGAUACUGUAUCCGUUUCACGAGCUCUUAUCCGUUAGUGCGGCAUUUUGUCCCUCAAAUAAUUGUCCUUCGCAAGCUCUGGCCAGUCCCAAGGGGUCUGCGAUUUAUCAAACAACUUUGCGUCAGUAGACAGCUCACACUCCGACUUAUCUCUUUGAUUGAGCCGGCUGCCCACACCUGACUAUCCUGCUUCAACACUAAUUGUGAAAAACGAAAAAUGACAAUCUAUCCAUCACGUCGAAGGUGGCUCGGAAAACGAUCGUUUUUGGUACCUCUUAUUCAAGCCAUCACGGUUGUUAUGGGAAUAAAGCACACAGGCCUAAAAAAAGGUUAGGGUAACUAACAGAUUCGAAGAUUAGUUUUAGACGGGGUUGAGAAGGGGAGAAGACAGAGACGAUAGAGUAAUUUCUUCGCGUUACCAUUGCUUCUAUCGUCGGCGGGAUGUGUUGGCUUAGCAGGAUUUUUUGACAGCCGGUACCAGAUGACCGUUGUCAAUGUGGUGUCCAUGGGCAGAGUAUAAGCAUUUUUUCCGUAAUGCGGUACAAGACACGGCGACAGGUUUUCUUGGCUUGUUUUGCGGAAAAUCAGACGUCCGACUAAUGUAUGUUGCUCCAACAUGACGGGCGGAGUCAUAGAUCUACAUCGGGACAGUCCGACACGAUAAUAAAAAGGAAUUCAUAUCAUAUGAAGGACAGAAAAGUUGCUAAGCAACAAUGUAUAAUGCAUGCGAACAGCCUGUCACGGUCAGUUUUGUCAUUCACGAACGAACACUAUAUCGUAGUAAACAUCUUCGGCGGUUUAAAAAUAGCUACAUUAGCUAGCUGAUUAAAUACUGAAAAUUGUCUUUCGCCAACCAAUAAUUUGUUCGGCUUCAUAUUAAAGCACAGUCGUCUUGAAUCCGAAAGGAUGAUGUAAAUCAAGAUGGAACCAGGGGGCUUUUUACGAUAUACCUGAUUCCUUGUAGUGGCCAUUUUUUAAAAAUUAUCUUGUAUAUGAAUUUAUAAUUAAAUCUAAAUCUUCGAACAAUUGUUGGUUCGUUACUUCAAUUGCAUCUGUCUGCUCAAGGAACUGGACACGGUAAGAUGGUGCCAAGAGGGAUUGCGCCAACUAAUAAAGAGAGCCGAAAACGAACUCUGGUAAGUCGCUGAUCUUUUGAACGAAAAACAGAUGUAUCUUUGUGAAUCUUUUGGAUUUGUCUCUCUAUUUUAUCCAUCAACUUAUAAAAAAGCACUUGAUUGCACUAUAAAACACUUGAAUCCAUUACGUGUGCAGGCGCUUGGGGACAUUGCCACAUACGUAUGCUUUAAGUCGGUUGAAAAGCAUUCCCUACGGACGACAUUACAAAAAGGCGAAUGUUGCAAACAAGGCAGAAUUUGAAGGGUUUUGAAAAUUCCCAUGGGAAAAUUCAAAAGGCACUUUGGCGAGCACACGUCUGUUUUUGACAAAUUCUCUUCAGGCCUGUACAUUUAUAUGACUAUUAAACUAAUGGAUUAAAAAAUACGGGCAAGAAGAUAAUAAUGCUGGGUUAAGGUCAUCUAGGCCUGCCCGAUCUAUUAACACACAUUUUCCGGUAUGGCGGAAAUAGACUGGAGCACAGGUCCGACAGUUGCCAUGGUUCAAAGCCACCAAGCCAGCCACCCGCAUAUAAUUACCUUCACCGGGACCCACCUUCUUCCGCCGUUGACUAAAAUUUUGGGGUUCCACUCUCCCCCCUCCCCUUCCUUCCCCAUACUCGAGCUACUCGAAAGCCGGCAUCCUCAGGUAACUGAAAUGUUAUAGAAUUAUGCCGCAAAUAUUUAAUUGCAUAACUCUACUUAAGCAGUGAUUUCAAAACAAACAAAAACGGACUAGAUCGCAGUUGGUAGCCAGGAAUGGGGAAGCGGACGGUGACCAUAACUCUAAUCCUAACCUUAACCCUAAUCCUAACCUCAACCUUUAACGUUAACCGUUAACCUUAAGAGCAACACUAACCCUAACCCAAAUCGUAAACGUAAUCGAAGCCCUUAGGCAUAGCCGUAACUGAAAACCUAACCGUAAUACUGAAACCUAAUCGUACGCUCAUACCCUAACCGUACCCCGAAAACCUAAGCCUAAAGGCAUAACCCUAACCCGAAAAUCGGAAACCAUUAACCGGUAACCGAAUCCUAACCUUAAACGUAAAACCGAAGCCAAAUGGGUCUGAUGUGAUUAUGGAACCCCACAAAAUAGCCCCAGUAAACAACCCCCCCCCCAGCCACCUGUAAUACGGAGCCAGGCUACCAGCUGCGAUCUGGCCUAGUUAUCUACUUCCCGUAUCUUUUAAUUCACUACUUCACUAGCCAUGUAAAUGUACAGUCCCGAAGAAAGUAUAUCGAAAGCAGACGUAUGCUCGCCAAAUUGCCUUUAGAAUUUGAAGGGUACGCCAUACUGGGAGCGUACGUACAAGCUAAAAGUCCAGGCACGUGUCUUGCAAAUCUUUUUGCCGUUGCGCGACGCAAAAGUAAGUGUAUGCGGUCCUUGUUUAGUUUAGAAUUAUGCACACGGUAUUUGGAGGCAGGAUAGGGAAUUCAAACGAGACAAAAUCACUGAACGAAGAGGUCAUAGGGUGAGGCCGGUGAACGCGAUGGAGGGGGAGGGGGUACGUUUACCCCUUUCUGACCACCAGGACAGUACGAAGUUGGGAAUGUGAUGAAGCAGUUCGCAGAACAAUGACUGGCCCCUCCGCUUUUCUGUGACCCCCCGAAUUACCUAGACGAUGCGCUGUCACCGCGCCUAAACGGAUUUUAAACACCGGCUUCGAAACGGUAGUGGAGAUAGUGUGUUCACAAAGUGCUUCCUCACCGAGCUUAUCUGCAUCCUGUUUUCUGCUCUUACCAGCCACUUUAGCACUUGUUCGGCCUUACGGACUGCUAACCGUUUUUGCAUAAUCCAAUGUAUUUGAAUCCACAACUGCAUAUAAAUUCGCAGAAAAACGGGGACGUCUUUGAUAGACCCGACCAGAACUGUUCUUCUACAAGUUAUGAACACGAGGGUGGCGGUAAUGCAUGUCUGCCUAAUCGUGCUACAGAGUCUUUCCCUGAUUAUACUGGGAAAGUUAUUACGCUUGAAUGGGAAGGUGAUUUUGAGUGUAUCGUCGGGACGGGUAAUCCCGUUACUCAUACUUUCCUGGCAUGACAAGAGUUCUGUAUGCACUAAGAUGUCCUUGAGGAAAUUGUUCCCUCAAUACGAAUUUAGGAAGAUUACACUUAUAUGGGAGGAGUAAAGUGCCGGAACGCCAAAUUUAUCUUCUCCUGAAUGAGGGCAAUACUCUGCAGGCGAUGAUACUGUCCUUGGCGACUCCUGAUAAAUGGGUAUGUAGACAAACCCACUUUCCCUUGUGCAUAAGAAGAUACAAGAAAGUUAACAUACGCUAAUGUUAAAGCAUUAAUUAAAUGUUUUCACGUAGUCUGCAUGUUUCCGUCUAUUGACGCGGAAAUGUCACCAAUAAAAUUGAUACAAAACACAGCUCUCAGGAUUUUGACAAAUUUUGGUUCAGUAAUACCCCCUUCAGUAGAGCCCGAUGAACUGUCUACGGUUACUCCAUUGGUUGGCCUACAAAACGGUUCAUUAAAGGACUCAACGCGUGUUGUAUACAACUGUGCUAAGCUACGCAACUGCCAUGGUUUAAAGUGUACUUAAAACUCACGAUGAUAUAUUAUUUCAAUGCCUUCAGCGAGCUUCAAAUUGAUGUAGAGACUCUACAAACUCAGUAAAAUCUUAUACCUGUCUCAUGGGUAAAAGACUCUUAAACCGUUUACGAAAACAUGUCCUUCAUUGCGUACACAACAAAAUUUAAACGAAAUAGGUCGACUUGUUUGGCCAAACAUUAUUCGACGUCAUGCCAUAGGGCAAUUUUCAUUGACAAAAUAGGAGCAGCGACACGUCAGUUUUAUGCAUUUUAGGCAGUUUAAAUAAUUUAGGAAUAUGUGCAUACAGAGACCUGAGAGAUGUAAUUUUUUUUCGUCUAUGACCUUAUUUCCAUAGCGCUUUCGACUUCCUGCAGAUAAGUUCCUCUAGGCGGCUUCAUGCGUCUUAAAACCGAGCUUUUACUUGUGACGGAAUUAAUUUCCGUUUUAUAUGCAGAAACUCAGAUUCAAGACGCAAAUCCCAGCCCGCAGUCUCAGGCCAAAAAUGUCAAGAAUACAGUCCUUAGGAUCGGUUGUCUAUUCAGUGUCCGGGUUAAUUUAGUGUUGCACGACUGAUUUGUCUUAACUCACAAAUAAAACACGUGUAUCAUGAUGUUUGACUACCAGAUCGAGGUGACCGCAUUCAGAAGGUGUGUUGACCAAUUUAACUGAGAUCGAUUCUGCGAGAAAAUAGCCAAAUUUCACGAUUGUGACGAAUCUGCCUAGCCCCUUCUCAUUUGCAACCCUCCACCAACCAAAAUCUAGAAAUAAGCAUAGCUUUUAGUAAAAUAUGGACACGAAAAUGAGGAGUUGGAUGAUAUGCGGUCAGUCAAAGAGGGCGAAAUUAGCUGAUGUCAAUACUAGCAUUCACAAAAAAAUGCGUCAGGAACCCCUGUUAAAAGUUUGGAGCAGGUAACUUGGGGAGUUUAGACCGACCAAGUUCGUCACCUGUACUGGCCGGCAGGUGAGUUUUCUGCGGAGGAUUUCUUGUAACAGCAUGAAGAGAAGAAAGUCAACUGGUCUACAGUGAUUUCUGAGACAUUGCCCACAGUAUUGGCGCAGUCUUUGUCUGCCUUCUUCAUAAUGGUCUAAUUUACCCAAGGAACAGGUCAUUUGGAUAUCGGCAGCGCAGUGCAACGUGCAACUUCUCAGAACGACAUCUUCAAAAAGUUUCAAGACGAUGUGCAGCUUUAAAAGUGCAUUUAUCAAUCACAGGGUCCCUAGACGUGGGCCAAACGAACCUGGCAAAUAAUUACGACUUUUUGAUGCUGUGAAAUUUUCGGACUGAUGUUCAUUUAAAAUUAGGACUUCAUAAUUGCAAGGGUCACAGACGAUGCGUCAACCGUAAAAAGAAUUGAUAUGACAAUUGGAGUGAGGCAGGCAUGAGCAAUUCAGUCACCGGCAGUCCACAGUGCUGAUGGACGUAUAAUGGAACAAGCAGCAUUGGAUUGACAUGAACUGCCCGACUAAUGGAUAGUUACUCGACAGUCGACAAAUAACGAGAUAAAUCAAAAGAUCUAAGGCCAGGAGAGAAGAACUUUAUUCUGAAGACGACAGGAUACUUGAGGUCAUUAAAAGAAUAAAUAUAGAACACAUCAAAAGUGUCUUUCAUUCGGAUGGGGAAAUCUUGUGCUGACUUUCAACACGGAAAAGGUGAUGCUGUGCACCAAGCAGCGCCAACUGCGGAUUGCCUCAUAUGCAAGGUGACCGUCGACAAAAGUCCCCAGACGGGAAUCAACAUCUCGAGAAUAAUCAACAUCGGCAAGUAAACUGUGGUCUCGAUCUCUAGAGCCAGGUAUGCCUUCAGUAGGGUGCAGUUUCAGACCCCGAAAAAUAUUUCCAACAAGGACAAAAACAGUUUCGGAUGCUCGCGGCAUCCUCCUCAGCAUGAAGCUGAGGACGUUUAGGAUUGCCAUUCUGAAAAGGAUCCUUUAUGGGGUAGAGACCAAGACUGUUUUUCAAGGCCAGCGGAAGAAGUGAGCCGGUUCCAAUUCAACUAAUUUCGGCGGAUACCGCGCAUGCAUUGGUCAGAGCGGAUCCUUGGCAUCCCGGAUCAUGGAAUCGACUGACAUGCUCAUCGGCUUUUUCAUACUGAUGCAGAGUCUAAAUCAAUGGAAUGACAGCAUCGUGAGGAUAGCCGAUGAGCACCUAACAGGGACUCCGUUACGGUCUCUCGCGAAAAAGCGACGCACAAGACCUCACCCAGUGGUCUCAAAGCUAACAAAAAUUCUGGAAAAUGCCUGUAUAUGUCUAGCAACUUGGAAAUAUUGUUGAAUAGCCAGCAACGAAAUUUUCUAAACGGACCGAUUGCAGAGGCUAGGGUAAAGAGGCAAGGAAAAAGGAUUUGGAUAUAGUGACUCAAAACCUUUUUGGCAAUAGCCCUACUGUGAGCGCACGCUCAAGCACUGAUUUGACCUUGUUGCAUGCCUUCUUACUCACAACAAUGUCAAAACAUCUAACUCGCUCCGGUUUUAUAGAACGCUGUCAUUUUUUAAGAAACUUCACCCACUCCAUCGCGUAGCCUCCAUAUGUUACGGUUACGGUUCACGCUUAAUAACCGCAUUACUUAUGCCAUCAGGGCAACUGAUAACAAUGUCGGAACAGUUCCAACCUGUUCCUCCUACAACCACCCAUUAACUUGGUUGUACAUCCGCAAAUUCACUGUAUCAUGACUAUGGAACUGCUUUAAACCUCCCCCCAACAUCCGGAAAGUUCCUUCUAUGUGUCCUUGGACAACCUGAUCCAGCGAUGCUUGUCUCCAACGUCGACCAACAUAGGUGGAACACUCCACAAAAUGGCUGCACCAACUAGACCCACGCACAUUAUGUCCAACUACAAAUUUCUUUGCAACCACAACUUUACUCUUGGAUCUUCGCCAUUUGCCUAACAUCCAGUUAGCCUCUUCCCACCCUCAAUGAUCAUAUCCUGUCGAACGGCAGCGUCAGCAGUGACACUCCAUCCAUCGGACAUCUCCUAUCGCACCUACCACCAGAGCACUCCAUUCGCCACCCUAGUAUUAAGUGCGUGUGGUGUACGAGCUGUCGUGAGUGGGAACCCGCAUUGUAUUUGUACGGUCGCACCAGGUUCAUCGAUGGGUUUGGACUAUUAUGACCUGCUACACAUGCGCUUCCGACAAUUUCCAUGUACGAAGGUGUGGAGUAGGCAACGCCAACUGGGCCUGGUAGUGCAGGCACGACUAUUGUGUUAAGAAGCACCUAUAGGCAGUAUACUGACCGUCUCCGCCGAAUGAAUAGUCCUGGGGACUACUUUUGCUUCGCCCCGUAUCGGCACCCAACUCCCACGAAGUCGUGCUUAGCACAGCGGUCACAACCUGGUAACCCUCUUUGACAGGCGAGGCAACCCAAAUGAGAAUGGCCAUUGUGUACCUGCCUUCACGGUCGGUAGUCCCUGAACUGCUUUUAACAUUCCCUCUCAACCCCGAAACAGAAAUGUCCUGCGGAGAGGACGACAUGCCAUUUCCUAGACAGCCCGGGCUAACUCGGCUCGUCUUUGCACUAAAGUCUUGACGCAUAUUGACCUUCAACGACAGCCUGGGAUGUCGUAGUAAUCCUGUUUAGGGAUAGCACUGUUUAUUCCUGGCAGGGUGGGGGCCAGCAAAGGUGCUCUUAAAUUUCUCCUUAAACACGCCUUCGGCAAUCUAAGUGUGGCUUGUAGACGCAAAAAAUUACGAUCAAAAAUUAUAAAAAACGAGAAACGCCGUCCCCUUUCUAGUGCCCCUCGAAGCUGUCAGCGUGAACAGUGUCACUCUGGCGACCCGGAAUGUUCGUUUACUUCAAGGAAAUCCGAUGAUCUACCGUUCGAAAAGGAGAAGGUGAACAUCGCGGCCCUCGCUUGACUCACUCCUCUGAGCAGACCCAGCUGGAGAAGGUGGAUGUCGGAUACAUCGUUCUCUGGAGCACACAUCCAAAGGCAAGGCGAUAAAAAGCCCAAGUCGCCUUCGCCAUCAGUAAAGACAUCGUGUGACGGCUGUCCUGCCUGCCGCAUGGCGUCAAUAGCUGCUUGAUAAUCAUGAGAUUGACACUCCGCGAGAGCAAAUUCGCCAUCAUCGUCAGAUCCUAUACCCCACCAGUGACCAACUCCGGUGACGUGAAAAACAAGUUCUAUGAAGACCUGCACGCCCUCCUAGCAGCUAUGCCAAAGACGGACAAACUGAUUGUCCUUGGUGACCCCGAUGCCCGCCUCAGCACAGAUCACGCUGCCUGGGAGGGAAUGUUCGGUUGCCAUUAGAUCUCAGUUGCGAUACCAAUGGCCUUCUCCACCUGCAGGUAUGUGCGGAACGGAAUCCUCUCCCAAUCGUCAGUAAAUCAGCAUAUUCCGAUGGAGGCGGCUAGCACAGCAGAGGCUGAGGGAAAUCCCGAACGACUGGCUGACUCUCAAGACUAAGGAGGCCCAGGGAUAUGCCGGCUGUGGUGAGGUGAAAAAUUUCUUUGCUGCUAUCAAAGCAGUCUACGGUCCACAUGUCAAGGAGAAUGUGCCACUGCUGAGCCAGGAUGGUGCAACCUUCCUGACAGAGAAGUCACAGAUCCUGAAGCGCUGGGUCGCGUACCCGCGCACUUCUAGGGCCUCCUCAACCAUCCUUCGACAAUGUGCGAGAAAGAGGACAUGAGGCGGAAUGUAGGCCUAUUCGCCUCCAAUUGCUCCAAAUUCGGCAUGACUAUCAGUACGGAGGCGACACUGGGCCUGUACCAGCCAGCGCCAAAUGCCAACCACACCGAAUCCUGCGUAAACGUUGAUGGAACUUAUCCCACAGCGGUGUAGAAAUUAGCGUAUAUUGGUAGUACGAUUUCUAGAAACGUGGAGAUUGACAGCGAAAUCAAAUUCGGCUCUCUAAAUUCCGCCAAGCCUUUGGCCGGGGAAAUCAUCCCAUCUGGAACCGUUGCAGCAUCUUUGUCGACACAAAACUGAGGAUAUAUAGAACUGUUGUGCCGACAACGUCCUUGCACGGGACGGAGACGUAGAUUGUUUAUGGAGUCGAAGAAAGGCAACUCAGUCAUUGUCACCCAAGCUACCUCCAAACAAUAUUAACGGUAAAGUGUCGGGAAAGGAUCCCAGAUACUGAGGUCAUAGGAAGAAUCGGUUUCCUCAGUAUUCUUUCUAUUCUAAGCCGGAUACAACGGUGAUAGAGUAGUCACGUAGAGCAGAUAAACUGCGAUCGUUCACCCAAACGGCUAUUCUAUAGCGGCGUGGAUAUAGAGAUGUGUUGACAAGGCGACCAGAAGCAUUGCUGCAAGGACAGCUUGAAAUCUCACCUAGGCACCUACAAAUCAAGGAGACCUGGGAUGAACCCGUUCAAGAUCGACAGGGAUGGUGCACUGUCGUGAAGACUGAAGUGGCCGCCUUCGAAACUAACCGAAUAACCGUUGCCAGGGCGAGAAGGGAGGUCUGAAAGACUCGAAAAUGCGGACUAAUGAGGCCAGCACUCAAGCCCUGCUCGGUCAAACACUAUCAACGGGCAUUUUGGGCAGGGAUCGGCCUUGUUGGACAUCUGCGGACCCAAUGCGCUGUCAACAUGACCCACCCACCCUUCAUCUCGCAAUACACCAACCUUACUAACACCACGACGGAAACGCCUACCGACCUACAAAUCUGAAGCAUUUUUCCCCGGUAUGAAUUGAAAACAAGCAUGUACAGCAGAAUUUAUUGGGGCCAACAAAUUUCGUGACGGCUUUUCAACUACAACCCGUCUCUGCAAAACAUAGGUAACGAAUGAACGCGCACAGCAGUAUGAAUUUGUACAGAAUGGCAGUGCAUAGGAGCAAGGUCAAAGUUCAAAAUAAUCAAUAAUCAGCUAAGACGUCCACAUAAGAUUCAAAAGGAAAAAAGGAAAACGAAAUGUUAACAACAAAUCACAGUUAGAUGAAAAUAGAGGCGUGAGAUUACCAGGGCAAUUGCAGAUUGAUCACGUGAUCUAACUGCUUGCACAGGUCUGGUUUCUCCCUCCGUAUGUAGGCUGCUUCCAAAUAACCCAAGGUUCGAGUUGUACGUGCUCGGACAAGUACUCGAAAGGAUGCUUUAGGGUCGACAACAUGACCGCUAUCUAACAAGUGUUUCGGUAUAGACGAACGGGGGGUUCUAUUUUCCUGUUUGAAAAGCCAAUUAGGCAAAUGCUCAGCGGCCCUGGUUGCCAAUUGCCUUUGCGUUCGCCCAAUGUACUUGCAUCCGCAAGUGCAUGUGAAUUCAUACACACAAUUGGGGGUGGCGUGCAUUGGCAAGGCAUCCUUUGCCCGGUUAAUUGGAAGGCUUUUUGUGGAACUGAUGAAGAUAAGCUCUGCUGCGUUGUACGUUCUUUCUAUAGUGCAACGCAAGCGUCGCUUGAUUGUGUUUGAGACGUUGUCACCCUUAAAAGGUAGACAUAUUAUAACGGGCUUCUUCGGAACGGACUGUUCCGUCAACUUUGGCCGUAAAUGGUUGCUGUACUUCUGAAUGAAGCGUGCAGGAUAACCACGAUUAAGUAAGGCUUCUUUGAUAAGGGCCGUCACGAAAUUUGUUGGCCCCAAUAAAUUCUGACCUACAAAUCAUCGCCACUGCCUCUGCCAUCACCAAUAAGGACCAAUGUUAAACCCGUCGCCUUUGCCAUCUCAUCGUCUCAGCAAGCAUAGACCUGGACGGUCAUCUACAAAUCCGUCACAUAGAACCGAACAGCCCGUGCAUUUAUCCACGACCUACAUCCGCCAUGCACGUCUCAUCUGCAUAAAAUACCCCAGGAAGUUCAUACAUCGCAUAGAUCUACUUGGUUAUGUGCUUGUCCGUUAUAGUGGAAUUCUCCACAACGUUGUCACGACAAAACUACUUACAGAUAAAUAUUCCUGUACCACUAACACUACCAACUCCGCGACCACCGGUGUUUCCACCACCGACAGUUCAACCGUCGUACCUUGCGACGCCCAGCGUGUGCUUCGCAGCCAGAUGAAGCAGGAACGGUGACUUGCGCACGAAUUACUUUAUAGCAAUGGGCAACAUCUACCGCGUUCUUCCCUCCUCUCCACCUGGACUCGGUGUCAAGACAUAGUCAAAAAGGUCGGAGGUGAGAAAGGGUGCAGGUGGUUGACACAACCGAACCCGCACCUGGAUGUAUCCCCGCACCCCUUGUUCUACAACAAACAGCUGACCAGGAUUUCAACCAACUACAGCAUCAAAACGGAUCAGAAAUAUGAGGAUGACUGGACAGCCAUGCACAGGAGCAUAUGCCCAGCGGGAGCGCAAGCGCAUCUACCGGCAGGAGGGCCAUGGCUUGCUGAUCAUGGGGUAGCAGACGCGUACAAUCCUUGAGGGUGACACGCAGCCCUGCCUUUACCCUGGGCCAUCACUCUUCAAAGGCCAGGUACCCACUCAGUCGUCGUCUGAGAUACUGCCAUCACCAAUGGCACCGACACCCCACCAGCUCACUAGCCACCACACAUUUGUAUUACGUAUCGGCCUGGUGGGGCACUUGCUGAUCCAUCGCACUAACGUCGGGAAGGACAGUACAUAUACAUUGGACCUGUUUCACCUGCACACUCUGCCCAAGAACAUUCCACUAUAGCAUUGUCCUAUCCAGCCAUAUGUGUCUUCAUGAAAAUCUUCGGCAAAACAUCGCAGACUUCACCCUGCCACCACAACCCGCUCCACCAGCACACACCGCACACGAACCCACACCACAACACGUACAGCACAGAGAGAGCGUGCACCGUCCACGUCAGCGAGAAGCAUGUUCUUUGGCGCAAGCUGAUGAGUGACCAGGUCGCCGGUGGCACAGGUUGUUCACCUCUGCCAGGCACUGCGCACGAGCAUGCCUCCGGUUAUUAUAGCGUUGUGUUGCCACCGGACCCAGAUGGGUGAGGAAGGAGAGGCUGCCCUAUUCUACUUCAAUAUAAGCUAAUUCACGCGCAAGUAAUUUUCUGACAUCGUUCACUCCCUGGGACACACAGGGGACAUCGUCGUUCGUGAUGGUCGGACCAACGUACAGUGAGUGACCUAUCUCAUGAAAUGUUGGCUGAAAUUGUGAAAUGCGUUUUCGAUCAGGAAGGAUUACUCGGUCGCGGUUGUGAUACUGACUAUUUUAAGGCAUACUCUUAUAACAUUUUGGACUCGGCAGACUGUCGGCUUUUAAAUGCACUUCUUUUCAAUCUCCUGUAGAAUGCGUGCUUGGUAAAAAAUGACUACUUAAGUAGCAUGCAUUUUUCCCAUUGAUUUUCGAUGGUCUUGGAAAUUCAAAUAUCUUUUACAGAAACCACAGACAAAAAUAUGCUUUCUUUUAGUCAAUCAAUAGAGAAUCACGUCUUCUUUAUAUUUUAUACUUAAGGAAGGAGUAUAAUUAGGUUUUAAAAAAGUUUCUAAUUAUGAGACUUUUUAAGACCGCACUAUGUCCAUUCACAUAGCAUCGCACCUGGCCGUUUACCGCUGCUCCUCAUGAGAUAUACAACAUGGUCCGCAUCCAUUGCAAAAUUUUAUGGACCCUGUAUGUAAUCUCUUUAAUGACAUAGAAAAAUAUGGGAUUUUCUUUACGCGAACGCAUGCACCUUGUAGAAUGUAAUCACUAAGCGCUAAUGCAACGAAUGAUCAGGCUCCAAAUUCUUCGGCAAUUGGAAAACUUUUUUAAAACUUAAUUAUACGCCUUCCUUAAGUAUAAAAUACAAAGAAGACGUGAUGCUCUAUUGAUUGACUAAAAGAAAGCAUAUUUUUGUCUGUGGUUUCUGUAAAAGAUAUUUGAAUUUCCAAGACCAUCGAAAAUCAAUGGGAAAAAUGCAUGCUACUUAAGUAGUCAUUUUUUUACCAAGCACGCAUUCUACAGGAGAUUGAAAAGAAGUGCAUUUAAAAGCCGACAGUCUGCCGAGUCCAAAAUGUUAUAAGAGUAUGCCUUAAAAUAGUCAGUAUCACAACCGCGACCAAGUAAUCCUUCCUGAUCGAAAACGCAUUUCACAAUUUCAGCCAACAUUUCAUGAGAUAGGUCACGAACUGUAUGUGGACGCUAUCAGAAAAGAAGUCUAUCGCCAGCAUCACCGAAACUGCGCUAAUAUGUCUUUGCUGCGACUACGGUCCUUUCAUGCCUUAGCUCAUUCUGACACCUAAAAUCCACUGUAACAGGUAUGGAGACUUCUGGCCAACAUUCGUCGGGUCAGUUUUCCCUUCACGUUCUACACCUGCACAUCUAACUUUCGCGUGGAUCUAUUCGAUUAUGCACGUGUAUGAACUUAUCCACAGAAGUAUACUUGUACUUGGUAUUGGCUGUGGCCAUGCUUGAUCUAGCUAGCCUAGAUGAUGUCACGGACUGUCCCUCUCCACGCGGGAGAAGCCUAGGACAGGUCAACCAAUAUUCUUUGCCAGCGACAAAUACCGAAUGCCCAAGAACCACGUCCAUGUCUCGACGGACUGUUUCGAGACAGAACUUGAGUUUAUCCCCUCCUUGAAACCUCAAGGGCAGCGGUACUGAGCUCGUGAGGUGGACGAGGAGAAAUGUGCCAAAGCCAUCUCAGUUGUCUUUUUUGGAUGACCUAGGAUAUACCCACGAUGUCACAGUGAGUGCGGUCUGUCUCAUUUGAGAAGAAGUCGGUGUACUUCACUCGAAGAAUGGUCUCCAAGGAAUGGUAGUUAAAAACCUCAUGUUUUCGUCCAUCUUUCGACCGCACAGUCCAGCAUUAACAACCGCAGGGAUGGACUGACCGGAUGGAUGCACGAUACACGCAAAUGUCUCGGAAAUGUCACAUGGGGUCCAUAGACACUCCCCAAGGCCUGAGAAAACCCAUUAUCAUUCUGUCCACUCAACAGGAGAAAUGUCCCCGUUUAUAUUCUUCAAUCACAACAAUCAUGGGAUACGGUGUACCGACGUCAAUAAUAACGGACAAUAUGUUGUGUGUGUGAAUGUCUGGGCAACUGUGUCGGGCAAAGUUCUUAGACAACACCAGCCACUGCGCCUAAUCUUCCUCCGCAUUCGCCUUAAUUGUGAUGUACCACUGAUACAUUGGAGGGAGAAGAGAUUGUCAGGAUGACCUAGCUUCUAUAUGAUCCAUUGUAUCCUCGCUGUAAGCAACCUGCUUGGCUUUAAGCAAUCGCGACAGGGCUUUGAACUUUGGGAACUGAUGGAAUAACACCGGCCUCAUUCGAACUAUGAGCCAUCUUACAAUUAUUUCUAUGCAAUCUGACCUUCGCAACAAUACUCUUUAGUCAUGAAUUCGGGAUCAAUUUGUUUUUAAACUGGUUCGUGUUCGUGCGGGGACCGGUGUGUGUGCGGUACACAUAGACCGUGAUUAUGCUUCGUUGACCAGUGCAAUCAGGUCUACUUCCAGAACUCUUACCACUGCCUUGUCAUUUGGGUAGUUUGAACGUUAAGCGAAGUUGGAGUAAAUGCGGAAAAACUGUCAAUUGCAAGAACCUCAACUAAUUCGUACAUUUUUACUGCGCUUUCUGGAUAUUAAUAGCCCUAGUCACUUGUAACGAAUGAACAGUUGAGUUGGUUGUAGCUGUCGCCAAGCAGCAAACCAUUAAAGCAUAUGCAAUAAAUGACUGGGGCUUUCUUUUUGUAUUUUUACAAAGCAGUUACUCUCAGGAAUUCCAUUUGAGAACUGAUAGACUUGAGUUAAAAUUCGUAUUUGUUUUCACCAAAGGAAUCAUCAUAAGUAAAAGACGACCUCAAUUAGCGGGGAGUUUUGAGCCAUGCUCCGAAAAUAACUGAACUAGUCAUUUUACCGCGGACUUUCCCAGAGUUUCGAGUAUCGUCGAAAAAACUAGUGAAUAAAACGAAUGCUUACUAGUAGAACGCCUGUGGUGCUUGCCCUGCAGGUUUUGUACACUGAGCCAGAGACAACACAAAACGAAGAGAUAGACGCCAUAAUUUACGACGAAGGAAUUUUAUGUAUCAAUCAGAUGAUGGGCAUGACCAAAGGCAUUACUGUGUGAAAUUUCAGGUCAUUACGGGAGGCGAAACACGUUCUGGAAAAGGAUAUGGCCGGCAAGUUUUCUGCUCAGGAAAUCGAUGUGAGAGCAGCAGAGCUCAAAAAUUCCUCCCCACAGCUUGGCAGCUACAGUGCGACUGAGCUCGUGGACAAAUGGUUUGAUCUAUAGCAUUUUAUACUUCGAUAAUACCAUUGGACUACGUACUUUUUAAGUUUUUCUGUGCUACUUUGAGCCAUAGACUUGAAGACAUAGUGAAAACUCCAGCGUUAUCAUCCUUCCUGCUUUUUAAGCGCAAAAUCGGCCGAGAAUGCGAAAACUGACAUUUAACCCGCUAUUGGCUACUCAGACAUACCGUUAUUCGCAUGCCAGUGAGUAGUACCAGUCCAUUAAACCAUCCAAGCCUUAAUUGUCUGAGUUUGAUCUGUGAACACACAAAAUAAACAGAUUUCGACCCUGAGAUUGGCCUCUAUAAGUAUCAGUUAAAAAUUCAGUUUUCGAAGAAGGGUUCCGGCGAAAAUUUGCCCCACAGGUGGACACGUUGGAACGAAACUAAACGAACUCACCUCCGUUUUUGCUAAACCAAACAUUCGUCAGUAAAUAAAUCGUUUACACUAAUACCGAUGUUCAGCCGCGGGAGGUUUCCGUUAUGGGGAUUUGUUUUUCGACAAAAAAGAGCCUUUCAAAACCUCUCAACAGAGUGAUGAAAGCCAAGCACAGGUGCUGUGAAAUUAUAUUCACUCCGAAAAUAGGGUCAUCUUCUGGCUUGUUCGUCGGUGCCAGCUAAUAUAGCGAAGCCAGUACGCUCAAAGUUAUCGGUAGUAUGUCAUUGCCGACAAUGACAAGGGAGACUGGAAUGGCCAUUUCUGGCUUACUAGCCGUCGACUGGCUGACAACGACUAAUAAACCAGAAAUGGUCACUUCAGUCUCCCUUGUCUCCGUCGGUAAUGACAUACCGCCUAUAUCAUGCGCCGCUGUGCGGUUGUUGGUUGGACUCGAGAGAGAGCCCGUAGGGCACAAUGAAACGAGUGUGUUCCGUAAGAACGAUCGGUGAGCGCUCCCUUCCAUCUUUUCUUAUCGUUUUGAUGCGAGAUAAGAAGACUACUUUGAGACUCACAGGAAAAACAGACUGGAAAGCAAAUAUCAAGGGGGCUGUGUAGCUUAAGUUAGGUAGAGGAAAUUGGAUGCAGAAACUAAUAACAAAUAGAUAUUCAGGUAUCUAGACACAAACCCACUUUUAUGCAAGCCGUCGAGUGAACCCCAUGAGCUUAGCUCAGGGAUAGGAACCGUAUUUACUAUAGCAAAGCUGGUACGCACAAAGUUCUUUUGUCAUAGUUUUGAUGUGAGAUAAAAGGACCACUUUGAGACUCAAGGGAAAAACACACUGAAAAGCAACUAUCAAUGGCGCAUGCUUUUCCAAACCGUCGAAUGGACCCCACGAAAUCACUUUGCAGGCAGAAGCAUCCAUCUUUUUUAAGGGACUAAUGUGUACGACAACAAACAACGUUAGUUAGAUAUUAGAUUUGAAUUUUUGACUGUAAACCGUGAAUGUCAAAAUCCAGUGCUUCUUACAGUAGGUGAUCGAAGUACGUCUGAUUGAAGAGAACUAUCUUGAUGUCUGUUGGUCGUCCGCAUGGUUGAAAUUAUGGUGAUGAAAUUACUCUCUUAUCACGAUUUUGGAGAGUUACUUAAACGACGUUUUAUUACAAGGAGGUGAAAGCGUUUUUCAAAUGUUGGUCGCCACUAGCAAUCGAUAGGUGGGGACCGUUUUUGCAGAUUGUGGAUUUCUGUGAGCCUAACUUUUAAAACGGAUCGCACACAUAGGCCAACCCAACUCUAAAAGAACUGUAAAUCAUUGUUUCCGCAUGAUUGCUGAUCAGCUUAAGCAGCCUUCGGGCGGUGAGAAAUUUAAGGUCGAGGAAUCACACUUAACCUGUCUGUGCGUAUUCAAUUUUUAGAUUCCUAAAUUCCGUUCGUUAACUUUCAACAUCUUGCCAUCCGCAGCUGCACAGUCCCUUUAACUUGGAAGGAGUUCACAAGUAAGAACUGCGAGGAGUCCAAAAAAUGUCGCCAGGUAAGCACCAAGUUACGAGAGGAAACUACACGUUACAUGAGAGCGGCUGUGAACGCACUGGCCAGCGGAUGGGCAGAAGCUAGCGCCGCUCUCUCAGCCCGCAUCCGUGAGGUGACGACAGCUAGAUGCGAGAUCGUAGAAAGCCUUGAAAAGGUGAGGCUCUUACAUAAAUUGUGGAACCAAUCUAAAAUAUAGACGUUAACAUAGCGGUAAAUUGGAUGUCUCAUUUUCCCAACAGGUUAUGACUGAGAUUUCGGAAGUGGAGGGUAACAUCGAAAUGUUAAAGAAGUGCAUUGCAGAGAAAGAGGCGCCGAGGCGAGUUGCAGAGACCCGACUGAGUCUACGAUUGAACCGUGCAGGUUAUGAGAACUGUCGGGAUUCUGCUUACACAAGGUAGGCUAAAUAAAUAAAGUCAAAAAGCAAACGGAUAAAGAGUAUGCAGACACUUAUUCAUAAAUAGAUUUCGCAUUCUAAUCUCUUCUCUAAAUAUCAAGCAAAGCUUGCCUUACAGUAAAUUAUCUCAUAACUUCGGCAAAUACGCAGAGGACACUACCGAGGUACGCCGAAAAACUAAACAGGGGAUUAUUAGGAAAAUGAAAGUCACAAAUAGCAUGAAAACUUAGUAGAGAACAGCUUUUGGUCAGACGAAUUAGAUGGAACGGAAAAAAUUUGGACAACUCAAACAUUCAAGUCAAUAAACUACCUGAAUAAUCAUCACAAUUAUGUUUCAUAGUCCAAUACCAGAUUUCAAUAAGUCUAAAAGACCGGAUUUGUGUGUUCACCCACCUCGGGUAGUUUAUGGAGCACAGACGUCCCAUAAAAAUAGAUGAGGAAGAUCCCUAUAAUGAUCUUUUGUUGUUAUUUACUAAGUUAUGAUAUUUUUUUUAUUGAUAUAUCAAUUGAGUUCAGUCAUUUUCACGAGGGUUGCCAUUUUAAGAUAGCCCUCGGAACUCAAUUAAUGCCUACCGCCUUUUAGGCGCAUUGAUACUGGCAAAAACCUCGACAUAGUAGAUUCCUCAAAACAAUCCGUAAAAAUAAAUUUUACAUAAAUAAGCUACUAAAAGACCACCGCUUACUAGUCAUGAUUUUCCAAAAAGCCGUUGGGACUCAUUUAAAAAUGUCAACUAACAUAGCUAAACUAUUCUAUCUUUGUGUAACACCUACACAGACAUAUAUGUGCAUGUGAAAAACCCUUUCAUGUUCACUUGAUUAAGGUUGGUGGAGGAACUGCCUGAAAUUGGUGAAACCACGGAAAGUUUGCAAUCAGCAUUGAGAAAGAGUGAGAAGAUUCUGCAAUCACUCUUCAGUUUCAAACGGCUCCUGGAAUGCGAUCUUCAGCGAAAACUAAACAGCAUCUUCAUUGAUAACGAGAAGUGUCUUGGCCUAAGAAGACUGUGUCCGUCCAUUACUUAG
Messenger RNA from Spirometra erinaceieuropaei, 29283 nucleotides. Lineage: Eukaryota; Metazoa; Platyhelminthes; Cestoda; Diphyllobothriidea; Diphyllobothriidae. The record is from the annotation of a GenBank genome assembly.